Messenger RNA from Poeciliopsis prolifica (blackstripe livebearer), 2512 nucleotides. RefSeq names its product E3 ubiquitin-protein ligase TRIM47-like. The coding region runs from base 29 to 1747 and encodes 572 amino acids. The record is from RefSeq and is a predicted model, not a curated record. NCBI's taxonomy places the organism in Eukaryota, Metazoa, Chordata, Actinopteri, Cyprinodontiformes, Poeciliidae. Gene Ontology annotation, molecular function: protein binding; zinc ion binding. The transcript has 2 exons.
CACACAGUCGCUGUGACUGAGAGCAGAAAUGGAGCAGAAUCAGCCGGACCGAGAAACUUUUUCCUGUUCGAUCUGUUUGGAUCUACUGAAGGAUCCGGUGACGAUUCCCUGUGGACACAGUUACUGCAUGAACUGUAUUAAAAGCUUCUGGGAUGAAGGUGAGCAGGGAGGAAUCCACAGCUGCCCUCAAUGUAGGGAGACAUUCACACCGAGGCCUGUUUUAAAGAAGAGCACCAUGCUAGCAGCUUUAGUGGAGCAGCUGAAGAAGACUGGACUCCAAGCUGCUCCUGCUGAUCACCGCUAUGCUGGACCUGAAGAUGUGGCCUGUGAUUUCUGCACUGGGAGAAAACUGAAAGCCAUGAAGUCCUGUUUAGACUGUCUGGCCUCUUACUGUGAGAAACACCUUCAGCCUCAUUAUGAUGUGGCUCCUUUAAAGAAACACAAGCUGGUGGAGCCGAACAAGAACCUCCAUGAGAACAUCUGCUCUAAGCAUGGUAAGGUGAUUGAUAUCUUCUGCCGCAAGGAUAAGAAAUGUAUCUGUUAUCUCUGCUCUGUGGAUGAACAUAAAGGCCACGACACAGUGUCAGCUGCAGCAGAAAGGACUGAGAGGCAGAGAGAGCUGGAGGAGAGACGAGGAAACAUCCAGCAGAGAAUCCAGGACAGAGAGAAAGAUGUGAAAGAGCAAAAGGAGAAAGUUGUGUUCAUUAAUCGCUCUGCUGAUAAAUCAGUUGAAGCAUGUGAGAAGAUCUUUAUCGAUCUGAUCUGUCAGAUCCAGAGAAAAGUAUCUGAUGUUGAGAAUUACAUCAGGUCAAAACAGGAAACUGAAGUUCGUGAAGCUGAAAAGAUACAGAAGGAGUUGGAGCAGAAGAUCACUGAGCUGAAGAAGACAAACACUGAACUGAAGCAGCUCAUAGACACAGAGGACGACAUCCAGUUUCUGAAUAAUUACAUCCCAGAACCAAGACGCUCCUUCCAAGAAGAAUUUCUGCUUUUCACAAAAAUAUGGCUCCUCGAUGAUGUAAAAGCAGCCGCCUCAGAGGCUGAGACUAUAGUUAAGGAAAUUGUGACCAACAGGUCGAUGGAGAUUUCCCUGAAGGAGAUCAAUUCAGAGGCUUCAUCAUCAUCAACUCCCACAGAGGGGCUGGUGGACAGAAAUAAACUACUGAAGUUUUCACAAGAUCUAACACUGGACUCACAGACAGCAAACAAAUAUUUGUCUGUCACAAGAAACCGAGCAGUAAAAAAGGAUACAGAACAAUUUAAAGACGAUAAUGAUUGGUUUAAAGAUUGCUUCCAAGUGUUGAGCAAAGGCUCUCUGAGUCAAUGUUCUUACUGGGAGGUGCAGGGCUCUGGUAGAUUCACAGUGGCUGUAGCAUAUAAAGAUAUGUGGAGAGCAGGCAGAAUAAAUGAAUUUGGACAAAAUGAAAACUCCUGGGCUCUGGAUUGCUGCAAACUCAUGUAUGUAUUCAGACACAACAAAACUAUGACUCUGAUCUCGGCUCCUCGUUCAUCUAGAAUAGGAGUGUUCUUGGAUCACAGAGCAGGUACUCUGUCCUUUUACAGCGUCCCUGAAACCAUGACUCUGAUCCACAGAGUCCAGACCAGAUUCACUCAGCCGCUGCUGGCUGGGAUACGACUGUAUGAAACUGGAGACUCUGCUGAGUUCUGUCAACUCAGACGGAACAUUUUUAUGAGUCUGACUCAUACGAGGACCAUUGGCCUCACUAGCGUACAUCGGUUCAAAUAGCUCCCUGAGUUUUAAUGUAUCAGGAAAGCCUGAUACCUGCAGAGAAAUGAUAUCCUAUUUUGCAGCAACUCAAAGAAGAAAUGCAUAGUUUGACACAUCACUGUCAUGGUUUGUAUUUCUUGCAUUUUUCAUAAAUGUUCUUCUAUUAUCUGGUUUAUUCAACUGCUGGUGUUAGAAUUACUAAGCAUUAAAACCUCCAGAUGGGCCUCAGUCUAGUUUUUAUCUAAAACAGAGUAUUGUGUACGACAGACACUCAACUACAUUUGUAUGAUGUAUAUAUUGUAUUUCAACUCUAUAUUAUAAUCUCAUAUCUUCUCUCCACAAAAGCAGACUGUGGUUCUCUGGGUGGCCUCUAGUGUUUGCUUCUUUUAUAUUAAGCAUUUACUAAGUUGGUUUGUCAACGUCUGAUUUAAGGCUGUUCAGAUCAAAAUUACAUUGUCCUUAAUAUUUUAUAACUGGUUUGAGUAAUUGUUGAGAAUUAAAUAAUAAGUGUUAAUAAAAUAUUUGAUUCCUUUUCACUGGAUUUUUUCUGCAAGCUUAGAAAACUGAGGCGAUGAUGAUAUUUUGAUUAACUUGUAUUUUUGUUUCUUAAAUCAUAAGUUGACUGUUUAGCUUUAAACCGAUAGAGCAGCUUCUGCCAAAUGAAUCAUUUUGUGACAUAUAAUCUCUGAUAACUGUUCUGUUCUUCAGAUACCAGUUCUCUGUGUGACACCAUGUUGUUGUAAUUUGCACAGAUGUGAACCAAAAUAAAGAGUGAACAUGGAA